CGCCUUUUAAAUGAUACAGGCGAACAGCUAAUAGUGCCGUUUAUGUCUUCCCCUCUUCGGCUCUCUCUCGCCUGCAGUCUCUCUUGAUUCUGGUUUUACCAUAUCUCCGACGAACUGAAACAGAUUGUUGAAUAUUUUUGCUGAAAAAAAUGCACCCUCCUCUGACGUUACACAGGCAUCCAAUGUGUGCCAAAAUCAUCGAGGAGUUCCAAAAGUGUCAUUUGGACCAUCCCAUAGCCAAAUUCUUCGGUGAAUGUACAGAAUUAAAGAUAAAGCUCGAUCGCUGUUUCCGACAGGAAAAAGCUCUGAAGAGGAAGGCCAACUUUGAGCAGAGUAAGAAACUGAGAGAAAGACUUCAGGCAUUAAGGAAGGAAACUGCUGAAAACAAUUCCUGAAAGUGAAUUACGAUGCUUUGGUGAGGCCACAAGCAUUGCUGCAACAAAAAUUUUACUUCAGUUAUUUUGUUUAAUUGUUUUCAACAUGUAUUUUAUGUGAUGAAUAAUCAACAAGAUUAUUGUUCCUUCUUGAUUGAUGUGAAUGUCCCAAGCAAUUGGCUUGGUUUAACAGUGACUGAAUCAAUUUGCUUGAAAUAGCUUUAUAUAGAAUAAAUAUAAAUCACAACCAAGCACACUGCUGGCUACAUACAUCAUACAAAUAUGAAACUUCCAUUAGUUCAAGCUUUUUUGUCUAGUUCUUGUUAUCAGAUUUAUUUUUGCUUCUGAUGCUUCAAGUCCUUGAUAAAAGUCUUAUCUUCUUCU
Durio zibethinus is the source of this 758-nucleotide messenger RNA. The record is from RefSeq and is a predicted model, not a curated record. NCBI's taxonomy places the organism in Eukaryota, Viridiplantae, Streptophyta, Magnoliopsida, Malvales, Malvaceae.